Messenger RNA from Hordeum vulgare subsp. vulgare (domesticated barley), 1851 nucleotides. RefSeq names its product beta-1,3-galactosyltransferase 7-like. Bases 253 to 1446 code for a protein of 397 amino acids. NCBI's taxonomy places the organism in Eukaryota, Viridiplantae, Streptophyta, Magnoliopsida, Poales, Poaceae. The record is from RefSeq and is a predicted model, not a curated record. The transcript is spliced from 11 exons. Gene Ontology annotation, molecular function: beta-1,3-galactosyltransferase activity. Gene Ontology annotation, cellular component: Golgi membrane.
CGUUUCAGAAUUUCAGACAGCUGAGCUAACUCGGCUAGCCCAGCUUCCUCCCCCUUCGACCUGCUGGUGACCGCCGGCUGCCUUGUACGACGAAUCUCCGCGCGAGUUCGGCCUAGCUCCGCAGGGAGUCUCGAAAUCUCCCCUUUGCCGCUGAGUCGAGGAAGAAGAUCGGCUCGGGUUCGCUUACUCGUUCGCUCGAGGACGAGAUUCAGCGGCGGGAUUGAUUCAUUGAUUGGGCGCGAGCGAGAGCGGAUGAAGGGGAAGAGCGGGGCUCUCGACAGGAGGUCGUCUGCGAGGUGGAGGCUGCUGCUGCUCUGCGCCUUCAGCUUCGGGCUCGGCAUGCUCUUCACCAACCGCUUCUGGACAGCACCAAAUGCCAAUAACCACAUCAUGUCCCAACGCAGGAGACAAGAUCAGGAGUUGCAACUUGUGUCAGAGGAUUGCAAUACAAAGAGGAAGCAUGAGGGGCACAAGGAUAUAAUGGGAGAGGUAACGAGGACCCAUGAAGCCAUACAAUUGUUGGAUAAGUCAAUCUCAACGCUGCAGAUGGAGCUUGCAGCAAAGCGAAGCACGUUGGAACUGGUCCGCUCUGGUGUGCCAGUAACUUCAGAAACUAGCCAACCAAGGAAAAAGGCAUUCGUGGUCGUUGGAGUUAACACCGCAUUCAGUAGCCGCAAGCGUCGGGAUUCAGUCCGGGAGACAUGGAUGCCUCAAGGUGAGAAGCUGUUGCAGCUUGAAGAACAAAAGGGAAUUGUUAUCCGCUUCACUAUAGGCCAUAGUGCAACAUCCAAUAGUAUAUUGGACAAAGCAAUAGAUGCAGAAGAUGCACAACAUCACGACUUCCUUAGACUGGACCAUGUCGAAGGGUAUCAUGAACUCUCCGCAAAGACAAAAAUCUUCUUCUCCACGGCCGUUAGCAUUUGGGAUGCUGACUUCUACGUCAAAGUCGAUGAUGAUGUGCAUGUGAACUUAGGAAUGCUUGCCACUACCCUUGCGAGGCAUAAAUCGAAACCAAGAACUUACAUUGGCUGCAUGAAGUCGGGCCCAGUUCUUGCUGACAAGAAUAUGAAGUACCAUGAACCUGAGGCCUGGAAAUUUGGGGAGGAUGGAAACAAGUAUUUUCGCCAUGCUACCGGACAGAUAUAUGCCAUCUCAAAAGAUCUUGCGACCUAUAUCUCAAUAAAUCAACCUAUCUUACACAAGUAUGCGAACGAAGAUGUAUCACUUGGGUCGUGGUUUAUUGGGUUAGAGGUUAAUCAUAUUGAUGAAAGGAACAUGUGCUGUGGAACUCCACCAGAUUGUGAGUGGAAAGGGCAAGCCGGCAAUAUGUGUGUGGCAUCCUUUGAUUGGAGCUGCAGCGGCAUAUGCAAGUCCGUCGAGAGGCUCAAGGAUGUACAUGCUCGAUGCGGCGAAGGCGAUUCUUCUGUUUGGAGUGCUCUAAUCUAGCUAAUGCCCUCCCUGGCGUAAAUAUGUAGCAUCCUCAGUAAACUCUGACGAUCGUGCCUCAGUGGCUACAACUGAAAUGACUGAAAUUGCACAAGACAGGUCAGAUGGACUAGAUUUCUGGUAGUUCGGCCUGAGGCAACACUUGUAGUGCAGUAGACGGGAAUUGCUUUGUGCCAUCACCGGUGACUUCAGUAGUGUUAGAAGGGAGACCAAAGCGUGUGAGCUCCUCAGCUGUUGUGUACCACAAAUUAGAGGAAAAUAUCAACGGCAAAUUUUGAUCAGUUCUUUUUAUGCCGGUUCCUUUUGUUUAUCCUUUGCCGGAACACCUGAAAAUAGGAUUCAGUUGUCAUGUUCUGUUUUUGCCUUGAAAGUUCAAUGCAACAUACCGUAAAAAAGUUCAUGAAA